UCAGGGGCGGCUGCCGCUGCCGCCAGCCGGCGGCUCCGCCAACAUGUCCGAGCGCGGCGGCUUCUACCGGCAGGAGCUCAACAAGACGGUGUGGGAGGUGCCGCAGCGCUACCAGAACCUCACGCCCGUGGGCUCCGGCGCCUACGGCUCCGUGUGUUCAGCUUACGAUACUAAAACAAGACAGAAGGUGGCAGUAAAAAAGCUUUCAAGACCUUUUCAGUCGCUUAUUCACGCCAGGAGGACCUAUCGGGAGCUCAGAUUGCUUAAGCACAUGAAGCAUGAAAACGUAAUUGGAUUACUAGAUGUUUUUACACCUGCAACAUCAAUAGAAAAUUUUAAUGAAGUGUAUCUUGUGACAAAUUUAAUGGGUGCUGACCUGAACAACAUUGUGAAGUGCCAGAAGUUAACAGAUGACCAUAUACAGUUUCUCAUAUACCAGUUGCUUCGAGGUCUUAAGUAUAUUCACUCAGCUGGAAUCAUACACCGGGAUCUGAAGCCCAGUAACCUGGCUGUGAACGAAGACUGUGAACUGAGGAUUUUAGACUUUGGUUUAGCUCGGCAAACUGAUGAUGAAAUGACUGGAUAUGUUGCCACAAGAUGGUACAGAGCUCCAGAAAUUAUGUUGAACUGGAUGCACUACAAUCAAACAGUUGACAUCUGGUCUGUUGGAUGCAUUAUGGCAGAGCUAUUAAAAGGGAAGGCCCUAUUUCCAGGAAAUGAUUAUAUCGAUCAGCUAAAGAGAAUAAUGGAAGUGGUGGGUACUCCCAGCUCUGAACUUCUGAAGAAGAUAUCAUCAGAACAUGCCAGGAAAUACAUUGAAUCUCUUCCCCAUAUGCCUCAACAGGAUUUGAAAGCAGUGUUUCGUGGUGCCAAUCCAUUAGCUGUAGAUCUUCUUGAGAAGAUGCUUAUAUUAGACAGCGAUAAAAGAAUUACUGCCUCGGAAGCACUUGCACAUCCGUACUUUGUACAGUAUCACGAUCCAGAUGAUGAGCCUGAGGCUGAGCUGUACGACGAGUCAAUAGAAAAUAAAGAGCGAACCAUAGAUGAAUGGAAAGAACUUACGUACGAAGAAGUGAUGAGCUUUAAACCACCUGACUUAAAAAUGGAUAGCCUGGAAAUAGAGCAGUGAGUACAGGCAGCCGUGCUUUGCCUUGCUGCACCACGAGGACUGUGAAAACGCAAUCACCCAACUUAACCUGUGCUCAGAGUAGAUUUUACUAUCCAAAGAGGUUGGAGGAGAUGCGGACAAGCAGAUGCGUCACGCAGAAGCCACAUGUUGUCUGGUUUUUUGCCUUGUAAUAUGAAUGUAUUCCCAAUACAUGAAAGGAUAAAGAACUGCUUCAGUCGGACAAAAUGAUGCACUGAGUUCUGUUUAACUGUUUCUGCAUGUUUCAUUUUAUCACUUGUACUGCCAAAAGGAAGGUGACUUUUUAAAUUAAGUUUGCAAUCGUGCAUUUAAAGCAUGAAUGUAUACAAACACAAACAUAGAAGUCCAUAAAAGCA
Molecule: messenger RNA, 1503 nt
Organism: Nothoprocta perdicaria
Lineage: Eukaryota; Metazoa; Chordata; Aves; Tinamiformes; Tinamidae
Gene: MAPK11
Product: mitogen-activated protein kinase 11
Exons: 12
Coding region: 44-1129 (361 amino acids)
Biological process (GO): intracellular signal transduction; protein phosphorylation
Cellular component (GO): cytoplasm; nucleus
Molecular function (GO): ATP binding; MAP kinase activity
Source: RefSeq, a predicted model, not a curated record